Messenger RNA from Trifolium pratense (red clover), 3387 nucleotides. Its product is annotated as AUGMIN subunit 7-like. Gene Ontology annotation, biological process: centrosome cycle; spindle assembly. NCBI's taxonomy places the organism in Eukaryota, Viridiplantae, Streptophyta, Magnoliopsida, Fabales, Fabaceae. The coding region runs from base 383 to 2209 and encodes 608 amino acids. The record is from RefSeq and is a predicted model, not a curated record. Gene Ontology annotation, molecular function: zinc ion binding; nucleic acid binding; microtubule minus-end binding. The transcript is spliced from 11 exons. Gene Ontology annotation, cellular component: HAUS complex.
AUUAUGAAAGAGGGGAUACAGUACGCAAGGAAAAAGGCACAGCGAAUUGUUUUUAAGCCUAUUUAAGCUUGUUAAUAAGAAAAUUCUAUAUUUGAAAUUGUGCACCAAACUCUUUAUAGCAUUUAUUUUAAUUAAUUAAUUAAUUAAUUAAUUAAUUAAUUACUUUUCCACAUAAUUUAUCCAUCUCUCUGUUUUCCUCAUUUUGAUUUGAUCCCAUUGAUGAUUCAACAAAUUUCUCCUUCUCUACCAUUCUUCUUCUUCCUUUCCCAAAAUUAACAGCAAUUUCACCACUCUAUCGCAACCCCCUCAAGUAAAUUUCACAUAUAGAAUGUCACAAACUCAGUAGACACUAAAGGAAAAACUAAAUAAGUUCACACAGAAGAUGACAUCGACGCAAAUGGAAGUGAUUCAGAAGAAAUUGACAAUGCUAAAUUACUCACAAGCGAAUGCCCCUGCACAGUCCCUCCUAUUUGCUGGCAUGGAGCGCUAUGCCCUUUUGGAAUGGCUCUUCUUUCGGCUAUUGGGUGAUAAGUCACCCUUUUCCCAACAAAACAUACAAGGGGACGCCCUUGAUGGUGACGAGGAGACAGCUCUAAUUCAGCACUUGGCUGAAAUUGCUAAGUUCUUGGAUAUUACGACAACUGUAGAUACAGAAGCCAUUCAAGGACAUGGAAGCUAUGAAGAGCGCGCUGAAAUGCUUCGUCAUAUUGUAGAUCUAGUGGAAGUAACUAUCCAUGCUGAUAAUCCAGAAUGGAGUAUUGACGAGCAGGUAGCCAAGGACAUCCAACUGAUAGAUUCCAUUGCAGAGAAACAGGCGCAAAUAUUUUCUGAAGAAUAUAAAUUGUUUCCUCCAGAUUUUCAGAUUCAGUCCAUAUAUCCAAUGCCAGAUGUUUCUGAGUUGGAGUCCAAGCUUUCUGAACAAUCAAAAAUAUUGUUGAAUCUUCAUCAAAAAGUUGAUGACUUGGCGUCCAAGCAUGCUUACAAUCCAUAUGAGGAGUAUGCUGAGGUGGAAUCCCAACUGCGGGCACAUCUUCAAUCAUUCCUACAAACUGCCAAGACAUUCAACUUGAUUUACACCAAGAUUACCAUGGCAACAAAUACAUCAGGAAAUUUAUCACUGCAAUCUCUCCUUGAGAAUGACAAAUUAUCUAUAACAAACUUUCCGGAAUGGUACAGUAACCUGAGGAUUGUCCUCAAGCAUGAGAAAAAAUUGUAUGUACUUGAACAAAAACUUCCCGAACUACCUGCUGCCACUGCCCCUAAGGCUGAUAAGGAUGCUUACAAGAAGCAUUUCGAUGAUGCACAUGAUAUUGGCUGUCUCAUGCUUGCUACCAUGAACUCAGAGUUGCAAAAGCAACACGAGAACAUGGAGGCUUAUGAUAUGAUCAUGCACCUCAAAAUGCUCUAUAAAGAGCAAGCAAGAUAUGAAAGGAUUGAGGUUUCCAGAGCCCUUUUCCGAUGCAAGCUGGCAGAAGGAAACCCAGUUGGUCCUCAUGUGCUCCAGAUGAUUGGGUACAUUGAGAACCUAGAGAGAUUGGGUUACCCUUUGGGCCUUGUGUUGGCCACUGACUUGAUCCUGCAAUCGUUGCCGGAUAGUUAUAGUCAACUUGUCAUGAACUACAUCAUGAACAAUAUUUACAAGACUCUGCCCGAACUUGCUAGCAUGUUGAGAACUGCUGAGCAAAUUCUCAAAAAAGGAAAAGGGAAGACCAUUUUGAUGGUCCAAAAUGGAAAUGAGCACAAGGACAUGGGCAAGAAAAAGUUCAAGCCAAGUACUUCUAGCUUGAAACCUGUGGGAGGGGUGACAAAGAAGGGUACCUGCUUCCAUUGCGGUCAGAUCGGACAUUGGAAAAGGAAUUGCACGAGGUAUUUAGAAGAGUGCAAGAAGAGGAAAGUAAGUGAUGCUUCUAUUAAGGAAAUUCGGCCAUGGACGCACAUGAUGGAAGUUCCACAACUUCAUGGGUUUGGACCAGCUGCUAGUCGACUAUUGGAGGCUUACAAAAUGCUUUUGAAGUUUCUUAGGAACCUAAGGAAUCUUAGAGACUCACAUGGAGCUCUUGCUUUUGGAUAUUCAGAAACUUCUGAAGGGCCUUCUUCUGUUACAAAAAUAAUCUCUGAAUGUGAAUCUGCAUUGACAGACUUAAAUCGCGGUCUUCGAAUUCUAUCUACUUCCAUUGCUCGUCAGCAGGGAGAGAAGAUGAGCACUUGAUAAAACAAUAUCAGAAAUAAAAUUAGUCCUUAUUCUUUUGGUUUACCAUAGGAUAAUAUUGGUCUAGUGAUAAAAAGUUGACAUACACAUCAAUUUUAACAAUAGGACAACUUUCUAUACAUAGUUUUUUAUUUUCACGCUAAAUAAAAUAGAAAGACAAGAUUGCAGGCCUCGGGGUUCGAACCCCGGACACUCCACUUGUUCACCUUUAACAUGGAAUUUUUAGCCACUAGGCUACUAGACCUAAUAAUAAAAAGAAGACAAGAUUACAUAUUAGAAUGUUUAGUAUGGUUUCCACCUCAAAGUUCUAUACUUUUUUCCUCCAUGAUGUUCAUAUACAAAAUCAAGCUGAGGAAUGAUCCUAUAAAGCAUGUCAUCAACCUUCUUGGAAUACCACAUCCUCCAUCUCUUCCACAGAAUAAGGGGAAGUAUCAAAAUUCCAAAACCAAAAGUGAAUCCCAACUCAGCACUUAAGAAAUUCCAAUCAAUAUUUGAUCUCUCAUAAUUUGUUUCAGAUACUUGUGGUUGUGUUUCUGGUGAGUACCCUUUUCUCCCAUUGGAAAUUUGAGUCAAAGGAGGUCCAAAUAGCCUUUCGUUUCCUAUAAAUGAAUCUGCUUGAAAGGACUGAAUCUGUGUUCCAGUUGGUAUUUUUCCCACCAAGUGAUUGUAUGAAAUGUUCAUAACUGCAAGAAAUGAUAAACUUGCAAGCUCUGUAGGAAUCUCUCCACUUAAGGAAUUCAUGGACAAAUCUAAGGACUCAAGAUGUUUUAGAUUGCUUACAAAAGAAGGUAUCUUACCUGAGAAAGUAUUUUGUGACAAGUUAAGAGCAUGCAGUCCUAUAAGAUUCAUAAGCUCUUCAGGUAUUGGUCCUCCAAAGUUGUUGGAUGAGAGAUCCAAUGAAGUAAAAGCAAUAAGAAUUUUAACCAAAUUCAAUGUUCUACCUUUGUUAACAAUUGUAACUGAAUCAUCAUAAUUGCUACGAGCAUCUCCUUCAUCAAAAACAUGAGAGAUUACAUGAUAAAGCAAAAAAGGUGGUUCUUUUGCUAUAAUUUUAGCCAACUUCAUUUGUAACUCACUGUUGAGAUUUGACAAACAUAGCAUUGUAGUUAUCAUAGAGAUUAAAAAAUAUAUGACCAAACUUGUCACCUUUAUCUUCAUCAAUCAUCAAAGCUUUCCAA